This is a messenger RNA of Dendroctonus ponderosae (mountain pine beetle), 2251 nucleotides long. RefSeq names its product gastrula zinc finger protein XlCGF57.1. Gene Ontology annotation, biological process: regulation of transcription by RNA polymerase II. The coding region runs from base 221 to 2086 and encodes 621 amino acids. NCBI's taxonomy places the organism in Eukaryota, Metazoa, Arthropoda, Insecta, Coleoptera, Curculionidae. Gene Ontology annotation, molecular function: DNA-binding transcription factor activity, RNA polymerase II-specific; RNA polymerase II transcription regulatory region sequence-specific DNA binding. The record is from RefSeq and is a predicted model, not a curated record. The transcript has 11 exons. Gene Ontology annotation, cellular component: nucleus.
GUCAACUGGACGGCUAGAACCUGUGGCUAGAACUAGAAGUGUCAAACAAUAAUAAUUUAAUUUAUAUUUAUCAUAAAAAAUGCAUUGCGUAUUGAUUUUUUAAAUAAAUGCAUUUUUUGUUAUUAAAUGUUUAACGUUUCAGUAAUUCGAAUAAGAAACAGGAUGACGAGAUUGUGACUUAGUAGUUUUAAGGGGUUACGUUAUCAUUCAGUCUUGAGAUAUGAUGAGAGGCGAUACUGAGUGUUCAUAUAAUGCUCAAUUUCAACAAGUUUUUAUCAAGACCGAAUUUGAAUCGUCGCAAGGAUCAUCUAGUUCUUUAAUAUCAAUUGAAAGCACUAAACUACUAAAAGAUUCCUCAACACUCAUUAGACGCAAUGUCGAAGAAAGUGCUACUGAAUCAUUGUCAUGUGAGACGCCCAAGACUGAAAUCGCAGAAUUAAAAAGCGAACCAGCCGACGAGUUCAUCGAGGAAGAGACGCAAGAGGAAUUGUGCAGUGAAGAUCAAGAUGAUAUUGAAUACCAGAAACGAUUAAUAAUUGAAAAUGAAACAACUGUAUACAGAUGCCAAGAUUGCAAUGAAGUAUUCCAGAAAUUUCAUCAGUAUAAAUUCCAUAGAGCUCAGCACUCGAUUGAAAGAAGAACCUGUAAAAUUUGCCACUUAUUAUGCCAAGGAGUUACCAAGUUGAAUGAACACAUGUUUGUUCACACUGGCGAGAAACCUUUUAAAUGUGAUAAAUGCAAGAAAGGUUUUACAUCAGCGAAUACUUUAAAAUGUCACAUGGAAUGUCAUCGAUUGGAGUUUAACUUUAAAUGUGAAACAUGUGGGAAAACGUUCAAAACUAAACGAUCAUUGAGAGGCCACAUGGAUACCCAUGCUAAGAAAGUGAAAGAUUUUACUUGCAUGUUUUGCAAAGAAGAGUUUCAAGUGGCCUCGGAAUACCGACGGCAUAUUCUCCAACAUGGUGCCCAGCCACCAGAACCCAAAUGCAACAUUUGCCACAAGGUUUUUAAGUAUCAUACUCAACUUCGAACCCAUCUGUCUUCUCAUACGGAACUAAGAUUUCCAUGUCAGUACUGCAAUAAAAUAUUCUCCACGAUGACCAAAAUUAGGAAGCAUAUCAAUCGAAGUCAUGUGAUAAAUGAGUGCGAAUUCUGCAAGAAAGUGUAUUAUGAUAAGGCGGAAUUUACUAAGCAUAAAAAAACUGAACAUGUGGAAGAAAAACCGACAACUUGUGAGUUUUGCCAUAAAGUCUACGACAAACCGAAAAAUUUGCAAGAGCACAUUCGUGUUCAGCACACUAAAGACGGAAUGGAGAAUAAAUGCGAAACAUGCGAGAAAACGUUCAUCAACCGGUUCUUGCUGAACAACCAUAUCAAAACACAUUACAAAUGUUUCAAGUGUUCCAGUUGCAACAUGACAUUUGCAUCGAGAUAUAAUCUACAACUUCAUUCAGUAACUCAUACCAAUGAAAGAAAGUACAAGUGUUUGAUAUGCUCUAAAAGCUACUCGUCCAAAGUUAGUUUGCAAAAUCAUACCACUAGUCACUUUGAUGAGCGACCAUUUGGAUGCACUCAAUGUGGAAAGUACUUUAAAAAUAACAGGAGACUCUACGUCCAUAAAAUGUCCCACGAAACGAAACUGAAAUUUGAAUGUUUUACUUGCGGCAGAAAAUUCAAAACUAAGCAGUAUUUGAAGUCACAUUUAUACAAACACGACAAAGUUCAGCCCUUUAACUGUCCAAAUUGUACCAAGCGAUUUAAACACAAGAAAACCCUGGACAAACAUAUGUUAAAGCAGCAUCGCCUACGAAAAAGUGCUGGCAAAGUAUCAGAUUCUCAGAAUAAAAAUAAAGUCUUGGCAGACGUUGAAUCUGAAGACGAGGAUAUGGAAUCCACUGAUGAUUCGACAAGCGAAAACGGUGCAAAUAAAUCAAACAGCGAAAAUGGCUCAGAAGUGACUAAUACGGGAGAUUAUCAUUUGGAUUACCGAGACGAUAUUUUUGAGAACAACGCAGAGUUUUCCAAAUCCGACGAUCUGGACUUGUCUAACUUGGUAAAUGUAAAAGUCGAACUUUUAGAAGAUUGAAACGGUUUCUUAGAUAAGAAUUUCAAAUUUAUUGCAUGCAAUUUUAACCAAAGCUAUUUAUCCAUAUAACUUGAAAUUAUUGGAUUGGCAUAGAUUUAGGGUUACAUGCUAUUUGAUAUAUACAUAUAUUAGUGAUGUGUAAUUCAAUAGAAGGUAUUUGAAGUA